Molecule: messenger RNA, 1152 nt
Organism: Necator americanus (New World hookworm)
Lineage: Eukaryota; Metazoa; Nematoda; Chromadorea; Rhabditida; Ancylostomatidae
Exons: 2
Coding region: 1-1152 (383 amino acids)
Source: RefSeq, a predicted model, not a curated record
AUGCGAGCAAGAAGGGUUUCGAAAAGAAUUCAGCACGAUGGACCACAUUCACACUGUUUCGAAACUCAUCGAGGUAUCACGAGAGUACAACAUGCCGCUCUGUCUCACCUUCAUCGACUUGAAGAAGGUCUUUUACUCAGUCGAGACGGAAGUGGUCGCGGAAGCCUUGGACAACCAAGGCGUCCCUACUCAGUACAUAAAGAGGGGGUCCGACAGUGUGACACAACUCCACCCAAAAUAUUCACAGCCACCCUCGAGAACGCAAUGCGAAAGUUGGAAUGGGACGACAUGGGAGUAAACGUUGAUGGUCGGCAGCUACACCAUUUGUGCUUUGCUGAUGACAUCGUUCCGAUAUCACCUAGCAUCAGCCAAGAGGAACGAAUGCUGACCGAAUUCGACGAAACAUGUGGAUGCAUCAGUCUUCAGCUGAAUCUACAAAAGAUGUUGUUCAUGCGGAACGGAUGGAUCUCGGAUGCCCCAUUCACGCUCAACGGAACGAACAUAUCCGAAUGCACCAGCUACGUUUAUCUGGGUCGGGAACUGAACAUGAUGAACGACCUGACCCUCGAGCUGGGCAGGAGGAGACGAGCAGCUUGGGGAGCGUACAAGAGCAUCGAGGAUGUAGUGAAGAAGACCAGGAACACCCGGCUCCGUGCUCACCUCUUCAACACCACCGUACUUCCUGCUUUGACCUAUGCUUCGGAAACCUGGGCAUUUCGCAAGCAGGAAGAAGAAGUGGUGAGCGUCAUUGAACGUGCAAUUGAGAGAGUGACGCAAGGAGUAUCCCGUUUCACGCAAGUGAGGGACGGGAUUCGAAGUUCUCUCCUACGUCAGCGAUCGAAGAUUAGAGACGCCGCCGCGUUUGCCAAGGAAAGUAAAAUAAGGUGGGCUGGACACGUAAUGCGCUUUAACGACAACUGUUGGACCAGAGUCGUGAGCGACUGGCUCCCCUGCGAUAUUAAGCGCACUACAGGAAGACCGCCGACCCGAUGGUCAGAUUUCUUCACGAAGUCCUUCAAAGAAAAAUGUGAUGCUCUUUGUGUCCCACGCGAAGGGAGGAAGCACUGGGCUACUCUGGCACGCGAUCGGGACAAAUGGAAGAAUUACUGGCGCCCGCUCGACCAGUUCGAAGAUCAACGGGAAUCAAGCUGA